Messenger RNA from Tremella mesenterica DSM 1558, 1311 nucleotides. RefSeq lists its product as uncharacterized. Bases 1 to 1311 code for a protein of 436 amino acids. The transcript has a single exon. The record is from RefSeq and is a predicted model, not a curated record. NCBI's taxonomy places the organism in Eukaryota, Fungi, Basidiomycota, Tremellomycetes, Tremellales, Tremellaceae.
AUGUCCGAAAAGGUGGAACCCAACCAGUCUGAUUGGAGUAUUGCACCCUCUUUGGAACGAUACAGAAGAUUGACCCAGGUCCCCUGCACUCAGUUACAGGAAAGAGUGCUCAGUAUUCCGAAGAAGCCCGGACUUCCGGUUAUCAACGCUAUGAUAGACCAAUACCAAACGGCUUCCCUAAAUUGGCUUUCACUAGAGGCAGGCAAAGUUAAGGGGCUCUCAGGGCUAUUUGCUGCAUCUUGUCUUGCUAUACACCUUCCAGUAUGGUGGAGAGCAUGGUUACAUUCCACAACAGCAGAUGAUCCUCUUUCGACUGUGUCUGCAAUCUCGGCCAUGAUCAGAGGUCAAGGCUAUGGGAACACAACACGACUGGGCCGAGAUGCCAAUAUACAGAUUGUGAACACUGAUGUCCACUCAACUCUUGCCAAGUACCUGCCUCAUGAUGAGUGGGGUGAUGUCAGCAAUCUCAUUAACAAAUGUCUUGUACCCAUCCGGGAACACCUUGUUUCAAUGGAGGCUACAUUGUCAGUUGCUCAGCAGCUCAGUGGAAAGAAGGAAGAACAUUCGACCAUGCCCACUGAAGCAGAGCCAUCAAAUGAAGCCAGGCUUGUGAGUAUAUGUCAAAUGGUGGCAGGACACGGGUUUGACGAGAUACGGCAGAAGAAUGGUAAUGCUCUGAUGAGCUUCACAAAAGAGCUGAAUAUCCUUCAAGCACUGAUUGAUGCUCCUAUGGUUUCAAGCGGCCCAUUCAGGUCUGUAUUGGACUCAGUAAACUCUGUUCAUCAUGCAGUCUCCGGACAUUUGCACCCUUUGCCAGGGGAUAUCCAUAUGAGACCAAAAAAGCCCUGGUCUGACUUGAUAGGUUCAGAAGUCCGAGAUUACCUGUCUCAGGGGAAUGUGAAGCAAGCUCUGGAUUUCUGCCUGUCAGGACCACAAGUGAUAAGGACACGUGAUGCCUUGAAUAUUCUCUACGCUGCUCAAUACUUUGCUGCAGUGGAAAAAAAGGCAGCAACAUCCCUAGGAGUAAAUGAAGGAAGAAUGUCAUCUGGGACAAUUUACCUCGGUCCCACUCGUACCUUGGCCUACUUUUCACAUCAUUGUCAAAGGGAUGGUGAAACCCUUGAAGGUUUGCUGCAUGGAUUGUAUCAGACAAUUCUGUCAAAUCCCACAACAGAUCCCUUGCGUAGUCUUCCAGGAUUGGAAUCUAGACUGGACAAACUUGUCCUUGAUGUGGGUACAACAGUAUACAAUCCUUCAGCUACCUCUAUCAAAGAGGAAGUGGACAUGGGAUUGCAGUCCAUUGGGUUGUAA